AAUUGGCCGCAGAUCUACGACCAGACCACCCGACAAACCGCCUGACUACAGAUAUGUUUAGGAAAGACUCGGAGAGAGCUGCGACGCUUGCGAGCCUCGAUCUCAACCUUAAUCAGACAUCUGGGCCUGCCAUUCGAAAGCUACUUGGUCAUCAAAAGCAUCUUCUUCACCGCGACAACAAUAACCAAGGCAGCUUCUAGGCAAACACGCAUCGGAUAGGCGAUCUGGUAGUUCACGACGUUGAUUCACAUGCGCGCCUGAGAUCCAACACACUUGCUACGGUGAAUAUUGCCUUCUGACCGAACUAGCAGAACAUAUUCUCGACAUCUAGCGACACCACCGCCAUUGUCUUCUCCGCGAAGUGUGUGAUUGCGCGAUGCCACAGAAAAAGACGGCUUCCUCUCGGGCUUCUGCUCCUAGGCGAACGGCUCCUUAUUCACACAACAAUUACGUUUGUGAGACUUGCAGAAAAGCACAUAGACGUUGCAAGCACGACCCAGGGGAUGAUCCAACAUACGAUCCAACCAAGAAGUUUAAGCGCAUCAAAAACCAGGGCCAGGAAGGAUCCACUUCACCUGGUGCUAGCGGAGCGAUACCGCAGCCUGCUGUGACCUCUGUCCCUCGAAGCGCUGGUAUGGGUCUUAACGAACAAGGGAAGAAUUACCUUCGAUUACAGCCGCCAUCCUCCCCACGGCUUUCAUUGACCUCUGAGCUUUCUAGCGGUUCCAUGCUUCUCACAGCAAGCACUGGUACCAGCUUUCCGAACACUGCUCACGCCUACUCAAUGGACUAUGAGCAAUUGUUCAUGGAAGUCUUUGAUGCUUUUGUCACAACGCCAAUGCCUGUUCAAUGCUGGCAAAGCGAGUGGCGGGCCAUGCUUGAACUUUCGCCUGCAUUGCGUGCCGGUUCUGUGUGUUCUCAUAUGCUCUACAAACCCUGCAGCCCGGCGCAAAUACAGGAAGCCUUGGAGUACAAGCGCGAAGCCAACCUCUUGGUCUUGUCAGAACCCAAUGAACCCGACACCGAGUAUUGGCGUCGUGCCACUGGUAUCUUUUUGGUUGGUUCACUCGCGUAUUGUGAAUUCACAUCGCAGGCACCGCAUGAUGCAUUCAUGGCUGCGCUGACUAAUCUACAUCCAUUCUUACUACAAUACGUCCAGCGUGGGUUUUUCCCUCCUGCACUUGCGGCAUUGCCAUUUGGAGAUACGCUUGAACGUUUCCCAGUCUUACCAAGAGCUGUCGCUGCUUUGCCGCACAUCGCACAACCCUUCUUUGAGCUCUUCCCGCAUGUUGAUUUUUACACAGGAUGGAGUACAGGCAAUAUACAGAAUCUCAUGUCCAUCACGCUUGAUGCGUGUUUAUAUAUGCAAGACUUGCCAGGUACGCAUGGAAAGCAAGUGAGGAGUCUGGUCGCGCGACUUAUGACUUUCAAUACAUUCAGGGAAGUCUAUCCCUGCGAUGUGAAUCCGUUUGUUGUGCUCAUGACAACGACGGUCUAUACAUUGGCGAUCUUGCUGGAGUAUCCCGAUCGGGAACGGCCGUCUCACUUACGACAGGACCUGCAAGUCAAGCUUGAUUUAGUUGAACGGUCAGGACCGCCGAUUGCAUUCACGCGUUCAGUUAUCGGCAUACUGGACGGUGAGAAUAGUCUCGCGAGAGUAUUACGGGCAAGAUCGUAUUGGGCUUGAGUGCAUAUGCCCAAUUGUAGUUUUAUUUGAUCACACGAGCAUGCACGUAGUUCUAAAUUUGUAGUCC
Molecule: messenger RNA, 1754 nt
Organism: Protomyces lactucae-debilis
Lineage: Eukaryota; Fungi; Ascomycota; Taphrinomycetes; Taphrinales; Protomycetaceae
Exons: 1
Coding region: 377-1687 (436 amino acids)
Source: RefSeq, a predicted model, not a curated record